This is a messenger RNA of Nasonia vitripennis (jewel wasp), 563 nucleotides long. RefSeq lists its product as uncharacterized. The transcript is spliced from 6 exons. Lineage: Eukaryota; Metazoa; Arthropoda; Insecta; Hymenoptera; Pteromalidae. Bases 27 to 515 code for a protein of 162 amino acids. The record is from RefSeq and is a predicted model, not a curated record.
GCCAAGCGUCGAAGAAAUAAGUCAAGAUGAUGUCAAAGACUCUUUUUAUUGUUCUGAUCGGCUGUGCCGUAGCUUUUGCCUCUCCCAUCAAACGAGAAGUUUUGGAUGAAAGAUCCAUCGCUGAGGAAACCGACAAAAUCGGAUCUGAAGUCAAAGAAUUCAUCAAGCAUUUGUUUGGAGAGCUUUUAGGAACGAUCGGUGGAGCCAUCAAGGACAGCCUGCAGGAGACAUUCCAGAAGCUUGGAGAACGUUUAGACACUAAGGAUUACAAAGAAGCAGUUGAAAAACUUGCCCAGGCUCUGCAGAAAGUAGCCGAUGCUGACGAGAAGCUUCAAAACGAUGAGAAAACCAAAGAAUACCUUGAGAAGGAAGCCGAGAAGGUUGGCGAGGCUUUCGCCGAAUUGAUCGAACAGGCUGCUGAGAAGAUCAAGAACGAGGAGGAAGGAACCGUCAAUGCCGCGGAAUUCAAGAAGGCCGUUCACGAAUUUAAACAGAUCGUCGACAAAGUAUUGUAAAUGAGAUGAUAAUCUUUUCAUUCGAUUAAUAAACAAUCGUAGCUGCUA